AUCUCAUGCAACGGGUGUAACUGUCAGGAAAGUACCAGUUUUUAGCUCGAGCAGGCACUCUCUAGUCUCUAACAGUUGCAGUGAACCCCACCCGUCCUGAGAAACUCCAAAUGGCUACCCAAAAUUAUGGCCGUGACCGACGAAGACUCCAUCUUUCACCGCCUCUUCUGAGAUUUUUUCUCAAACAGUUUGUCGGCGAAACCUUUAAAAUCCCCCUUUUAGCCCCACAUUUUCCACCGUCCAAACCUUACGUUGUCUCCUCCUCUCUUUCGAAACGUGAACCAGUACACGUUGAUCCUUGUAUCGUACCUGAAUAAAUGAACCCAGAAAACGAAAAUUUCCCAAAAUCGCCUCAUCAACUUCCCCAUUCAUCUUAUCCAUCGGAGCCGGAGACGAACACCAAGUCGUCUUUGUUACAACCAUUGAUGGGUUCUCAACUGUUCCCACCUGGGUCGUUGAGUAUGGAGGAUAUUAACUACUGUGGGUCUCCUUUAUCUGCGUCAUUUCCUUUUGAAUUUGGAGCAUUUUCUGUCAUAGAACAAUCAGUUUAUUCUCUUUCAGAGAUGUAUGAAUUUGAAGCAAAUCCUAUAUCUGAAUCAGCUUCUAAUGGACCAUCUUAUGGAGGAGGUACAGUUGAUGACUCGGAGGAGAACAUUGGAGUGCCUCAGCCUCUUGCGAUGUUACAGGAAAAUCCAAUACCGCCAUUUCUCUCUAAAACUUAUGAUCUCGUGAAUGAUCAGUCGCUGGACCCGAUUAUCUCGUGGGGAAACACAGGGGAGAGCUUCGUGGUUUGGGACCCGGUGGAGUUCGCUAGAGUCAUACUGCCUCGGAAUUUCAAGCACAACAAUUUCUCCAGUUUUGUCCGGCAACUCAAUACUUAUGGAUUCCACAAGAUUGAUACUGAUAAGUGGGAAUUUGCCAACAAAGCUUUCCGUCGAGGUGAGAGGCAUCUGUUGAAGAAUAUACAGAGGCGCAAGUCACCCCAAUCCCAGCAGGUGGGUAGCUACUACACUGGACCUUCUACUGAAGCAAGAAAGUCAGAGCUGGAAAGUGAGGUAGAAAGAUUGAGGAAAGAGAGGAGAAUGAUGAUGCGAGAGGUUGUAGAACUACAGCAGCAGCUUCAUGGAUCUACUCAUCAUAUAGAAGCAGUGAAACAAAGGCUUCAGAAAGCAGAGCAGAGGCAGAAGCAGAUGAUUUCUUUCCUGGCAAAGUUGUUCCAGAAUCCAGCGUUCUUGGUCUUCCUUAGGCAAAAUAAGCAACAGCGAGGUAUUGGUUCAUCAAGGAUGAAGAGGAAGUUUGUCAAGCACAAGCAACAUGAGCCUGGUCAAUCUGAAUCACCUAUGGAAGGGCAGACUGGGAAGUACAGACCCAAGUGUAUAAACGUUUCAUCUUCCAUUGUAGUGCCAGCUGUAAACCCUGCACCUGUUGACCAAUCUCCUGGCUACAUCUUACAAGAGAUUGUAGAAAUGGGCCAAGAUGCUGAAGGCGUGGCUUUUCAAAUUGAGAAUGUUUUGCCUGAUGAGUUUGCCAUAUCAGAUGAACUAGCAAUGAUGCAAGGACUUUUCAAAAACCCGGAGAAGUUUCAAGAAGGCACAUUAAACAUGGGAAAUGAAGAUCCCCAAAUUAAAGGAGAGAAUGUUGCCUAUACAGAACAAGAAGUUGCUCCAGAAUAUUUCGCUCCUUUCCUCGAGGAUUUGGCAGUUCGGAAGAAUUUUCCAGAAUUCUCAUCUACUGGGAUUGACAGCAUUGUAAAACAAGAGGAUGUAUGGAGCAUGGAAUUUGAGAACCAAGCUGGUAUGUGUAGUUCUAGCCAAGAGUUAUGGAGUAAUCUGGCCAACUAUGAUGUGCCAAAGAUAGGACUAACUGGUGGUUUCUCAGAUAUCUGGGAUUUAGGUUUGGCACAGGUAGCAGGAAGUUCAGGUGCUCAUAAGUGGCCGGCAGAUGAAAACCCUGUUGAUGGACCUGAGAGUCAUGCUGGCCAGCCAAAAUAUGAUAAAUCAAAGAACAUAGAUCCAUAGGGCUUCAUUCGCAUCAACACAUGGUGGCUUUGUGGAUUAUCACUUAUAUAGGGUCUAUCAGUUGGACAUUGCGUGCAUAUUAUUCGUUCUAUAUAGGGUCUAUCAGUUGGACAUUACGUGCAUAUUAUUUGUUUGAAUACCAACUUCUAUUCUUUCUAGAUUUUCAAGUUUCAUUUUUUUCUUGGGAUCAAUGAGCUUUAUUUAUCAGCCAAUUUUAUGCCUCUAGUUUAUGCCAAUGGAUUGAAUUAUGUGAAUAGUUUUUCAGAUUUGCAGUUCUUGCUAAUAUAUGCUUUUUGAGUUAUAAACAUUGCAGGUGCAAUCAUUGGGAUGGAGCAUCAUACUCCUGUUGGGUUGGUGCUGUAUUCUAGAUGUCCUGGCAUGAAUGCUUCUGAUGUUAACAAAUUCUUGCCAUGAAGUAGUUUUUGGAGCAGAGCAAGUGUUUUGGCUGAAUUGGAGGUUUCUGAAUCUGUCGCUCAGCCAAAACUGAAGUGCCAAAUUUUGGGCUGCAGUUACUAAUGCAUUAGUCAGAUUUCAUAGGGGAUACCUUAAUUUCUAGGGAUCAUAUACCCUUUACUCUGUUUGAUCUUGGAGAAUGGAGGGCAUAGUUGAUAGGGGAGGAAGCUUAUUUGGCUGUACUAUUUCUUCUUACUUUCUCCCUUGAGGUAUUAUUUCUAUUAUGUAUUAAUGACUACAUCUCUAACAUAAUCAGCUCUUGCUCAGUAUUUCUGGUA
Manihot esculenta (cassava) is the source of this 2749-nucleotide messenger RNA. RefSeq names its product heat stress transcription factor A-3-like. NCBI's taxonomy places the organism in Eukaryota, Viridiplantae, Streptophyta, Magnoliopsida, Malpighiales, Euphorbiaceae. Gene Ontology annotation, biological process: regulation of transcription by RNA polymerase II. The transcript is spliced from 3 exons. Gene Ontology annotation, cellular component: nucleus. Bases 318 to 2018 code for a protein of 566 amino acids. Gene Ontology annotation, molecular function: DNA-binding transcription factor activity; RNA polymerase II cis-regulatory region sequence-specific DNA binding. The record is from RefSeq and is a predicted model, not a curated record.